AUGAAGUUUGAACAAGAACCCAGAGUCGCUCAAACAGUCGGCUUACAAAAUACAGCAGUUUUAAUACUUGCUCGCGGAGGAUCAAAAGGUGUCCGUUUAAAAAAUAUUCAAACUGUUGGCGGUAUAAGUCUCGUUGGUCGCUCUAUUUUAAAUGCUAGAAAUGCAAAUUUAGAAGACAUAACAGUAUCAACAGAUCAUCCAUUGAUAGCUUUAGAAGCAUUAAAAUUAACAAUGAGAACAGUAAUAGAGGAAGUAACAUAUGAGGAUUUGGAGAAUACAGAUGUUAUAAGUGUCGAAUUAGUUCCGGAGAGGAAAGGUUUAAUUUUAAAACAUUGUGAAUAUUAUGUAAGUUCACGGCGACAUGGAACAACUGUUACAAGAAGAUAUAAUGAAUUUGCACAACUUUAUGACGUUCUACACGCUAAAUAUCCAUACAGAGCAGUAUGUUGUUUACCGCCAAAAAGGGUAGUGGUUGGUGGUGGUAGUCCGUUAUUUCUACAGCGACGUCGUGCAGCGCUUCAGCGCUGGCUGAGCAUAGUGGCGCGACACCCGGUGUUGGCUCAUGACGCUGAUGUAAGGACUUUUCUCUGCGAAAUAUCCAGUAAACUUGAUAAACCCAAACACGAUGAGUUUGUACUGGCCGGGACUCAAGAAAAUAGUGCGAGUGAGAUGUCUACAGAUGAAAUGCAGGAUGUGUUUUCCAUGGAACAAGAACAGCUGCGUUUGGUGCACUUGGGUUUAGGGCGACUCUUUAAAAUUUUCGAAAAAGUUGAGAGUCGUUGUGAAACUGAACGUGCAGACAUCCGUGAGCUGGGGGCGGCGCUUAGUGCUCUCUCAACACCAGCUAAUAUAGACACCGAGCGAUGGACACACAUGAGGGACUCUUUGAAAGCUGCUGCUGAGUUAGCAACAGAGAUGGUUGAAGCUGAUAUAUACGAGGACGAUGCUAUGGAGCGUAUGUUGGUGUCCCUGGACUGUCUGACCGCGUACCGGUCACUCUGCUCGCGGCUGUCCCGCGGGCUGCACGCGGAGCGCGCUGCAGCUGCAGCCAGCGCUGUACACUCACCAGCCUCUAGUUUACUUAGAGCUAGACAUCGGUACGCGCUGAAGUGCGCUUUGGAGGAAGCCCGUAUAUGUCGUGCGUAUGCUUUAUCAGCGUUGGAGUUAUUACCGGAGCUGUUGAAGUCUCAGGGCGCGGCUCAUGCGAGAGUUUCCAAGCUUUGGUCUGAGUUACACGACGCGUUAAGACAGACACACGGAAACACGCGACCUUGA
Messenger RNA from Danaus chrysippus (African queen), 1275 nucleotides. Lineage: Eukaryota; Metazoa; Arthropoda; Insecta; Lepidoptera; Nymphalidae. The record is from the annotation of a GenBank genome assembly.